Acaulospora morrowiae is the source of this 151-nucleotide messenger RNA. Lineage: Eukaryota; Fungi; Glomeromycota; Glomeromycetes; Diversisporales; Acaulosporaceae. The record is from the annotation of a GenBank genome assembly.
CCCUGUUAUGGAGUUUAAUAAAGUGCUUAAAAUCUCGGAUGGCUCUAAAAUAAGAAAACCAGCUCCAAGGACAACGGAAAGAAAUGAGAUCGCUGAAGCCAUCAAUAGUUGCGCUGUAACACUUUUCCGAAGGUUCGUGUUUCGUUCGUAG